Lactuca sativa (garden lettuce) is the source of this 2548-nucleotide messenger RNA. RefSeq lists its product as uncharacterized. The record is from RefSeq and is a predicted model, not a curated record. Lineage: Eukaryota; Viridiplantae; Streptophyta; Magnoliopsida; Asterales; Asteraceae.
GGUGAUGGACAGGUCACACACAAUAGUGGUGUAUGUGUAAGAGGGACUUGUUACAAUGAGACUGAGUGUGACUAUUAUGGGUUGUUGGAUGAGGUCUUAGAAGUAGAAUAUCAAGGCAUAGGGCGUUGCAUCGUAGUAUUGUUCAAGUGUAUAUGGUUUAACCCUACUGAAGGGGUACGUGUGGAUCGAAAGCAUAAUUUGGUUGAUAUUAAAUACAAAUCAAGGCUAAGAAAUGAAGAUCCGUUUAUCCUAGCGUCACAAGCAGAACAAGUGUAUUAUGCACUAUAUCCCGCAAUGAAGGAUUUGAAAGAUUGGUGGGCUGUCGUCAAGACGAAACCAAGGGGUGUAUAUGAUCUACGCCAAUGUGUUAUUGAAGAAGAUGAUGAUGAGUAUGAAGAGGACCAAUUCUUUCAAGAAAGUGAAGCAAUUUUACCUUCUACAAGUAGUGGUGCAAAUGAGGUGGCAGGACCCCUUUCUCAUGUAAUUGAAGGAGAAAUAGAAGAAGUUAAUGACAAUGACAUUGAGAGAGAAGAGGAUGAAGAAGUUGAUGAUAACUUGGAUGAUUCAUCCCAAGAUGAUAUUGAAGAUGAAGAAAACAUAUGUGAUGAUAAUUCUGAUGAUGAGUAAUUACUAAAAAUGUGGAAUGAAACAAUGUAUUUGGAACUAUAUAUUGUCUAAUGGACCUUAUCAAUAACUUUUUAGCUAAAAUGAUCGUUUUCUUUUUCUAUAUACAUUGCACUUUCAUUUAUUUGUGUAUUAUAGCAUGUUACCUUCUCUUACUUCUAAAAUUUUCUAUUAUAAUACAUACUUGUUCUAACCAAUAGUUUAUUAAUUCUUGAUUUUAAGGGUUAGUUUUUGACUAAUGGCGCCACGAGGAGCCCGUGGUGGUGGUCGUAGUGGUAGUCACAUUGGUGGUCAUGAUGCUGGAGAUAGAAAUGCAUCUCAAUCACACAAUAAUGCAGAAAGUCAACCUUCUUCUUCUUCAGUUAGAGGAUCAAACAUCUUGGAACAAGUUCCAAGUAACCCAUCAAAAAGGAAGUUCAUUGAAGUCGAUUCUGAAAAGGAGUACUAAUGUUAAUUUUACAAUUGUUUAUGAAAAUGAAUUUACUUGUUAAUGAUAAUACUAAUGCUAAUUUUUUAAUUAUUUAUUUUUUGCAAGAUUUACGGAUCAGAUUUCAGUGAUUAGAGCCAUCGCAUGUAUACUGAAGACGAUGUUUGACGGCCCAUGGACCUCAUGGAAGAAGGUUGACAAAGAACAUUGUGAUGCAAUGUGGGAACACUUCAAGGGUUUGUAUGUCUGGCCCGAAGCGACUGAUGUUCUUGCUCGCAAGGUAUGGGAAGACUGUAUGAAGAAACGAUUUCCUGACAUAAUGCGAAGAGCACAUGAAGAAUCUUUAAAACUUGCCAAAGCUGCAAAUGUGAAUGCCUCACUAGAAGGUGAUUUAACUUUGCUAAAGGACUAUCACCCAAAUUGGAUAAAAAAAGGAGUAUUGGGAAAAAAUGAUUAAUGAAGUGUGGACCACAUCCAAAUGGAAACGUUUAUCACAAUCAGGGAAAAAUAACAGAAAUAAAUUAGAAGAUGGCUCUGUUUCCAAACAUACAGGGGGAUCUAUAUCUAUUCGUCAACAUAAGAAAAGAAUGCAAGCAACACUUAAACGCCCUCCUACAGGAGUUGAACUUUAUGCAAGGUUGCACACUAAACGGUCUACUCAGGAGUACAUUACACCAAAGGCAGCUAAAGUUAAGGAGGCUUAUGAACGUGCUAUGGUGGCUAAGUUUGGUGAUGAUACUAGUUGCCACCCCCUCUUGGAUAAUGAAACAUGGUGUGAUGUUUCCGGAGGAGUCAAGAAAGGAAGAAUAUAUGGAUUCGGAUCUGUGUCUGAUCCAGCGAGCUUUUUAGAAGGAACAUCUAGUACAAUAACAUCCCAAGAGGUACUUUAUAAAAAUUUCCUAUCAUAUCAUUGUACUUACAAUGUUUCCUAUCAUGGCAUUGUACUUACAAAGUUUCCUAUCAUGGUAUUGUACUUACAAAGUUUCCUAUCAUGGCAUUAUACUUACAAAGUUUCCUAUCAUGGCAUUGUACUUUAGCUUGUCUAUGAACGUGUACGAAAUGAGAUGCGUGGGGAAAUGGAUGCUAAAGCUGCAGAAAUGGAAGCUAAACAUCAACAAAUGCGUGAGGAAAUGGAUGCGAAAGCUGCAUCAAUAGAUGUCAAACAACAACAAAUUGAUGCAAAAUAUGAAGCAAUGGAGAAGAUGUAUGCAGCCUUACAAAAUAUGAUGAGAAAUUGAAAAUUAGAGGAAUGUGAACCGAAGAUGAUUGGAUGGACAUGAAAUGAAGAGAGCAUCUAAAAUGUUAUUUUGAAAUUAUGUUUUGUGAAAACUCAUUUCCCGAUGCAUACUUUGGAUUUCUUGGUGCUAAAAUGUUAUUUUGAAGUUAAACCGUUGGGAGUUUGAUGUUAUAUGGAUAGUUUUGGUUUUGGAUGUUUUUUGAAUGAUACUUUGGUAAACUUUGAUAGUUUUGGUAUUGUAAUGUUUGGUUGCAUUGUUA